Molecule: messenger RNA, 1275 nt
Organism: Synchytrium microbalum
Lineage: Eukaryota; Fungi; Chytridiomycota; Chytridiomycetes; Synchytriales; Synchytriaceae
Product: microsomal epoxide hydrolase
Exons: 15
Coding region: 1-1275 (424 amino acids)
Biological process (GO): epoxide metabolic process
Molecular function (GO): epoxide hydrolase activity
Source: RefSeq, a predicted model, not a curated record
AUGACCAACUUCCAGUUUGAAGGAUGCGCUAGCGAGCCCCCAAAAGCUCCGGCUGGAGUGGCAGUUGAAUUCAAGGUUUCAGUGCCAGAAGAGAUUUUGGAAGACUUGUCCGCAAGAUUGAAUCGAGCUAGAUUCCCAAACCAAUUGGAAGGAGCAGAGGAUUGGAGUUAUGGAACUGAACUCACAUACUUGAAAUCCCUUGUGGAAUAUUGGAAGAACUCGUACGAUUGGAGGAAACAGGAAGCAGCUUUGAACGAAUUCAGUCAUUUCAAGAUGUACAUUCCUCAAACGGAUAUCAAUGUCCACUUCAUUCACGCAAAGUCACCUCGAGCAGAUGCCAAACCUCUCUUACUGGCUCAUGGCUGGCCGGGCUCAUUCUACGAAUUUCACAAGAUCGCUCAACGCCUGUCAAAUCCCGAAGACCCCAAAGCACCUGCAUUCCAUCUCAUUCUCAAAACAGGAUAUGGAUUCUCAUCUGCUCCGAAAACCAAGGGCUUCAACACCCGCAAGAUUGGUGAUACAUUCAACCAAUUGAUGGUUUAUCUCGGAUAUACUCGUUAUUUCGCUCAAGGUGGAGACUGGGGAGCUAUUAUUGUCCGAAGUCUCGGAUUGAAUCAUGCAAAGAACUGUGCUGCAAUCCACAUCAACAUGUGUGUAGCCAUGCCAUCGUUAUACAACCCAAUCCACGUGCUACAACUAGUCGAACUCGCGACUGUUGGUCCAACAUUCUUCUUGACUAAACAAGAAGCUGGGUUCAUUGCUGAUACUCAAUUUUUCCAAAAGAAUGAAACUGCAUAUCAGGCAAUUCAAGGAACCAAACCUCAAACAUUGGGUUAUGGAUUGAAUGAUUCUCCUGUCGGCCUCCUCGCAUGGAUUGUCGAAAAAUUCCGUACCUGGUCAGACUGUAAGGGAAACGUCGAAAACAAGUUCUCCAAGGACGAGAUUAUUACAAACAUUAUGAUUUACUGGGUCAACGGUGCAAUCACUUCGUCUACUCGUUUGUACUAUGAAUCAAUCGGACAAGCCGCCGCCAACAAGUACUCUGAUAGCUUCCAGGCAUACGUCACCGUUCCCACAGGUGUCGCAGUCUUCCCCAAAGAGUUGUUCAAGGCUCCAAAGUCUUGGGCCCAAGCUAGUUACAAUGUCAAGCACUGGUCUGUCUUCAAUUCUGGAGGUCAUUUCGCGGCACUUGAAGAACCUGAUACCUUAUUGCAAGACAUGAGGGCCUUCUUUGGUCCGUUGUCAAAGUCGCUCUCAAAGACCAGCAAGCUCUGA